Acanthoscelides obtectus is the source of this 574-nucleotide messenger RNA. The record is from the annotation of a GenBank genome assembly. NCBI's taxonomy places the organism in Eukaryota, Metazoa, Arthropoda, Insecta, Coleoptera, Chrysomelidae.
AACAAAUGAUAGGUACUUAAAUGCUGACGAAUUCUGGAUCAAUUUCAUAAAGCCUUUUACAACAUUCAAUAGUAACCGGGGUCUAAAAAAUAAUCCAGUUCUAGUGCGUACGAGAUGGCAAAUAUCCAGAUAUCAUUGAUAAUCUUGAUUAUAUUACACUCAGUUGCUGGUCUGAAAUCGCCAUACUGGGAGUGCCAAUAUGAGCAAUUUCAAAAUACCGAACCAUGUCAAACGUUUGCCAAACUGAAGUUACCUUCAAGUGACAGUCAACAGUAUUUUUUCCAAGACGUCCAAAGAAGGAACUCGGAAAUAAGCAGCGCACUGAACGAUUUGUAUGGAAAUAAUGGAAGAGGGGGAUUUCCUGGUAAGAGAAAUCCGGAAUUAUCCAGUGCUCUGCUGCAUUACAUCAAUUCAAAUAAGGGGUAUAAUAAAUUAUAUAAAUGAUAUGUAAUUACUCUUUAUUUCUUAGCAUAUUGUAGAAAGAAACGAUUUAUUUAUAAUAAAUAUCACAAUCAUAACAUUGCAUACUUUAAGCUACUAGAAAAAUAACAAUCACAAUAAACAUUACUUAAAC